GGUAACGCAGGGAAUAUGGGAGAUUGUUUACCCAUCGCUGAGCGAUUCUACAAGAAUUUCAAAUGCAACGUUGUGAUGUUGUCUUAUAGGGGAUAUGGCCUCAGUGAAGGUACUCCUUCAGAGAAGGGACUUCGAACAGAUGCCCAAACGGUGUUGAACUAUAUCAGUGAACACGAGGUGCUAAAACAUACAAAAUUGGUGAUUUAUGGACAAUCGCUUGGUGGUGCCGUUUCUAUUGACCUGGUAUCGAAAAACGAAGAUAAGGUGGCAGGAUUAAUUGUUGAAAAUACCUUCCUUAGCAUACCAAAAUUGUUACCACAUGUGAUUCCACAACUGCGGCACUUUUCAUUUUUCUGCACACAAAAAUGGGAAUCUGAUAAAGCCAUGAAGCUAAUUAAGCGAGUCCCAGUUUUGUUUCUUUGUGGAGCCAUUGAUGAACUCAUACCUACUGAACACGUGAUGCAGCUUUACGAAAUGACGAAUACCGAGGGCGGAAAGGAAUUUCAAUCAUUUCCAAAUGGUACUCACCAAGAUACUGUUGCGCAGCCUGGAUAUUUUGAUGUGAUCGAAGAAUUCUUAUUAACCAAGGUUGUAGGUUGA
Molecule: messenger RNA, 600 nt
Organism: Acaulospora morrowiae
Lineage: Eukaryota; Fungi; Glomeromycota; Glomeromycetes; Diversisporales; Acaulosporaceae
Source: the annotation of a GenBank genome assembly